Messenger RNA from Drosophila innubila, 1604 nucleotides. RefSeq lists its product as uncharacterized. The coding region runs from base 239 to 442 and encodes 67 amino acids. The transcript is spliced from 2 exons. NCBI's taxonomy places the organism in Eukaryota, Metazoa, Arthropoda, Insecta, Diptera, Drosophilidae. The record is from RefSeq and is a predicted model, not a curated record.
AUUUCGAUUUGGAAUUUUAAUUUAUGUAUUUUCGCUAAAUGUGAAAUUAAAAUUACAUAUAUACAUAACUAAUUUCGAUGCGAUUUGAUUGUCAGAGCUUUAGAACUUUCAAAAAACAAAGCAGUUAAAUAUAGACUUAACACUCGAGCAUUCUCCAUUUGUGCGCCGCUCGAGAAACUUGUUGAAAUUAUUGAAAAAUACCUGCCUGUAAACAAUAUUUAUAAAAUAAAAAUAGUACAUGGAGCCUGCAAAGACUGUGGAGGAUCAGAAUUCCACUGAUUUGGUUGGAUGGCGCAGAUCUGUCGUAUGUUUCUUCAACUUGCCAGCGGUGCAAUGUGCCCAGGUCAUAUUGGUUGUUGUGGGGGAUAUUUUGGCUCUUUCCAACUUUUAUCCUUCGCACUCGAUGCAUAUAUCUCGUCCGUUUCUACUAUGGCGACGGUAAGAAAGGAUCAAGGCAAUUAGUAUGGACAAAUGGAGCGACUAUAUAUUUUUUAUUAAUGCCAAUCUUGGAGGAAUGAGAGUGAUGAAUGGAAGUAUAUUUUAUAUUGUCAUUUUACGUCUUGAGGGAUAUUUUUAUUCUAUUACUCCACUGCUACGGAUCGUACACUACACAGGCUGCCACAAAUUGUUGCAACACAUGAGCAUAUUCAAUAUUCUUGCCACAACAGCAGUCACAUCUACAGUCGCAGCUUCAGUUCAAUGCCAAUGCCAAAUGACGUCAUAAGGCCGUUUCGUAGUGUCCCUGAACUGCAUGUAAGCAGGUCGUUGUUAUGUUUUGGGAGUCUGGAGCUGGAAGCUGAAGCCUGUUCCUGUUGCCGUCUUCAAACGCAGCGGCAAAUUAACUCGACGCACACACAUUUUGUUGCUCAUUAAAAAUAACUUUCGAAAGUUGCGACUUUUUGGGGCCGUCGACGUCGGCGUCUGGAAAUAAUCGACAAUUUUUUAAAAGGAACCUGUGCAAAGACCGAGAGCCAACAACGGCAGCAGCACAAAAAAAAUUGAAAAUUCUCAAAAAAAACAAAAAAAAAAACAAGAAAACAACCAAAAUGAAGCAGCUUUUUGUUGAUGUGGCCAAAAAUGGUGUACAGCCUUGCCUUGUAUGCAGUCCUACGUCUUGUUUCGUUUUUUAUUCCUUGCUUUUUUACUUGCUAUAUGUUUUUUUGUUAUAUUUAUUUUGGGCAGGCUGCCGUUUUUGGUGUGCAUGCGUCAAGGAUGAUUUGUUUAAAUGCAUGCAGCAUUGCGGCAACAACGACAACAACGACAAAUGCUGUGGCUCUCAUUUUGACUCAUUUAGCACCUUUCGAGUACUCAUAACUUACACAUAAACAGCCAAAUUUUUACUUCCCCGAACUGUGUAUAUUUUUGUUGAAUAUUUUGUUUGUAAUUGCGAAUUGUAAAUACAUUGUUGCUGUUAAACAAAUUGGCAUAGCUGACUGGCUUUUAGUGUCUUUUGUUAUUUGUCAAAAGAGUUGAAUAUAGUUGUUAAUGAAUGCGUGAGUUGACCUUACCUAAUCGAACAGGGAGAGCAGGGGGCAACAACAUUCACUUUCGCAUCGUGCACUUUUAAUUGCCCCACGGGGCAACUCAAAAGUCCAAAAUCAAAA